Molecule: messenger RNA, 723 nt
Organism: Penicillium cataractarum
Lineage: Eukaryota; Fungi; Ascomycota; Eurotiomycetes; Eurotiales; Aspergillaceae
Exons: 4
Coding region: 1-723 (240 amino acids)
Source: RefSeq, a predicted model, not a curated record
AUGAUUUCAAAAUCUCCAGUCAAAUACGCCUUCAUUCCAACAGGAUAUACGGACACGCUAGAAUUCGACAUUCGUAAUACUCCGCCAGGCCAAGAGGCUACAUCUAUCUUUAAUACCUUCUACCUUAAAUUUCUUCGCACUCAUCUUCGGGUUACAUCAGAUAAGUGGCGGCCGAUUAAUUACCUAUUCUGGGUCACUCAGCCUUUCUACAAAUUCACCACUGCCCUCUCAAAGUCUGAAGAUUUGAAGAUUCAUACUGUUUUCAGUUUCCAUAAUCGCCUUUUUGAUCAUCUAGAGAACCGCAUUCGCCAGCUACAACGGAAGAAGAUCGAUCAGCUGAAAGGAAGCUCAGGGACUACUACACGAUUACUGGCCUUGAGGGUCUCAGAUAAUAAAGAAGACUUUGCUGCCCAACACAAACAAAGUCUCCAAGACCGAGUCAAACGCUAUGAGAAAGGUACUUAUAGCUCCCUCUUCCGAGCUGGAGAUAUACAAAGCGCGAAGCCUACGAUUAAGAUUGACCUACUACUCACUCAUGAUAGUCGGUCCGCUGUACCAGUCUCUGAGCUCACUCAGUAUUUUAAGAGUGUACUCGCAGCUCUCGCUAGACUUACCCUUUCUGUGCCAACUAUAGACGCAGGCGUAGGGCGUCUCUUUAACCCGGCGCGUGGUAUCUGCCAUUCUCGCCGUGGCUCAAUACAUCGACCACUCUUCAGGUUCUAA